Messenger RNA from Cantharellus anzutake, 537 nucleotides. RefSeq lists its product as uncharacterized. The record is from RefSeq and is a predicted model, not a curated record. The transcript has a single exon. NCBI's taxonomy places the organism in Eukaryota, Fungi, Basidiomycota, Agaricomycetes, Cantharellales, Hydnaceae. The annotation marks the transcript as partial.
AUAACUGAGUUUGCAGGGAGACAGCAAGCAAAGUUGUGUCGGGGAUGUCUUCAUGAUCUACAGCGAAAUCAGAUCCCUCGGUUUUCCUUAUCAAACAAAAUGUGGAUAGGAAACAUACCCAACAUACUCUCUCGUCUCACAAUGCCAGAGCAGCUCCUAAUAUCCCCCAUUUAUCCACGCUGCUUCAUCUUCAAAAUGUACCCAAAGGGUGGACGCCGAGACGAUGUCACUCGCUUACAAUCAGGCUUGCAUGGCAACGUAACAAGCUUUCCUAUGAAUACAGCAGAUAUCCUCAGUAUGCUGGAAGGGAAAAAAUUGCCCCGUCCCAUGUGCAUACUUGCUUCUAUCAUAUCCAUAACAUAUGUGGGUGUUGGCAACUUGCCAGAGCAUUGGCUCAAGACCACAUUUCACAUUCGACAAAGGGUAGUAUUAGAGGCCCUUCAAUGGUUGAUGGAGCACAACAAGUGCUUCUCGGAGUAUGAGAUAGAUGAGGACAUUAUGAAGUCGCUGCCGGAAGAUGAUGUGCCUCUGGAGAUA